Molecule: messenger RNA, 1647 nt
Organism: Hansenula anomala
Lineage: Eukaryota; Fungi; Ascomycota; Saccharomycetes; Phaffomycetales; Wickerhamomycetaceae
Gene: AVT3
Product: Avt3p
Exons: 2
Biological process (GO): amino acid transmembrane transport
Molecular function (GO): amino acid transmembrane transporter activity
Source: RefSeq, a predicted model, not a curated record
GAAAUUGAUGUUCAAAACCCAGACCCAUCAACAGUCGAAGCAGUUGGCCGUCAUUUGGUCAAUGACACAGAUGCAGCCAAAUUUGAUUCAUUGCAAUUACAAGGUGGUGAUAUAAGUCGUGAAGUUUAUAACUGGCAAAGAGAGCAUUCUCAAGAACCGAGAAUGAGAAGAAGAUCACAAUCGUUUUCAGGCUCAAUUUCUGGCUCACUAUUGGAUCCUGAUUUCCAAGUUCAUGAUAUUAGAGUUCCUGGUGGGUUUAGAAGAAGUUUCUUGGUUCAAAAAGCCACAAAGCAAAAAAUCAAUGGAAGACCUCAAACUCCAACUUUCUUUACUAGAAACUUUAUUGAAUUUUUAACAUUAUAUGGUCAUUUCGCAGGUGAAGAAUUGAGGGAUGAAGAUGAUGAAGACGAAGAUGAAGAAGAAGAAGGUGAAGAAGCUGUUGAUGAGGAAAGUUUAUUGCUGGAAGCUGAUAGACAGAGAAAGCAUGAACCUCAUAAAGCUACAACCACCAAGGCAAUUCUUUUAUUACUCAAAGCUUUUAUUGGUACAGGUGUGUUAUUCUUACCAAGAGGCUAUCACAAUGCUGGUUGGUUAUUCUCCUCGUCAGCUUUGAUAUUCUUUUCCAUAUUGUCUUAUUGGUGUUUCAUGUCAUUGAUUAAUGUCAAAAUCAAGCUAAAUAUUAAUAGUUAUGGUGAUAUUGGUGGGAAACUGUUUGGUCCAUAUAUGAGAUAUUCAAUCUUGUCAUCAAUUGUUCUUUCACAAAUUGGGUUUGCAGCUGCUUAUAUUGUCUUUACCGCGACUAAUUUACAAGCUUUCUUCAUCUCAAUUGCAUCAAAACAUUAUUCGAUUGAAUUUUUCAUUUUUGUUCAACUAUUAGUAUUUAUCCCAUUGUCUCUCACAAGAAAAAUUGCCAAGUUGUCAGGUACUGCUUUAAUUGCUGAUUUGUUUAUAUUGUUAGGAUUGGUGUAUGUUUAUUACUAUUGCAGUUUUGUUGUCAUCACAGAAGGUGUUGGCUCCAUCAAACCUUUCAAUAAAGAUUGGACAGUUUUCAUCGGUACUGCAAUUUUCACAUAUGAAGGUAUUGGAUUAUUGAUUCCAAUUCAAGAAUCAAUGCAAAAACCAUCACAAUUUCCAAAAAUAUUAGGAUGGGUUAUGUUAACAGUUACUUUUGUUUUCGUUUCUGCUGGUGGUAUUGGUUAUUUAGCAUUUGGUAGUGAUACUGAAACUGUUAUAUUGCUAAAUUUCCCUCAAGAUAGUUUAUAUGUUAGCAUUGUUCAAUUCUUAUAUGCAAUGGCUAUUUUAUUAUCAACACCUCUACAAUUAUUUCCAGCAAUUAGAAUCUUAGAAAAUGGAAUAUUUGUUAAAUCAGGUAAAUAUGAUAAUAAAGUUAAAUGGCACAAAAAUUAUUUCAGAGUCGGGGUUGUGCUCUCAACUGCAUUCAUUGCAUGGGGUGGUGCUAGUGAUUUAGAUAGAUUUGUUGCAAUUGUUGGUAGUUUUGCAUGUAUCCCAUUGAUUUAUGUUUAUCCUCCAUUGCUACAUUACAAACUAUCUGCAAAUACUUUCUGGUCUAAAGCUGCAGAUAUUGCUGUUACUGCACUAGGGUUCUCAAUGAUGAUUUAUACUUCAGGUCAAACUAUUUUAGAUUGG